GUGGGGCUGCGACCCCUUCCCGCCCACGCCCGCUUCCCCGCCCCUCGCCCGGCACCGCCGACAGGUGACAGGAGAGAUUUACAAAUAGUGCUUGAGCAUCAUGGAGCUUCUAGGUUCUACUUUGGCGGCACCUUAUGCCCACCCUAGACCAACACCAGCCAACUUCCUACCAGCCAUCAGUGCCAUGGCCUCAAGCUAUAGGAACUGCUUCCCGCAAUGCAAUCUGACCCACAGUCUGAGCCUGCCUUGGAGACCAAGCACGUACUACAAAGCAGCCUCCAACGCGCCAGCCUUGGACCCGUGCUGCACCAGAUCUCAGAGGGUGUCCGAGAGCACCACGCUUCCCUGUGUUUCCAACAGAACCACACUCUUCACCAGAUAUACCCCAGAUGAUUGGUACAGGUCCAACUUAGCCAACUUUCAAGAAUCCAACACCUCCCGACACAAUUCAGAGAGACUAAGGGUAGAUACAUCUCGCUUGAUUCAAGACAAAUAUCAACAAACGAGAAAAACCCAGGCAGACUCCACCCACAAUCUGGGAGAACGAGUCAACGACAUAGGAUUUUGGAAAUCUGAAAUCAUUCAUGAGUUGGAUGCAAUGAUUGGAGAGACAAAUGAACUCACCGAUGUUAAGAAAAAACUGGAGAGGGCUUUGAUGGAGACAGAAGCCCCUCUUCAGGUAGCCCGGGAAUGUCUGUUUCAUCGAGAGAAGAGAAUGGGAAUCGAUCUAGUUCAUGAUGAAGUGGAAAAAGAGUUGCUGACGGAGGUUGAUAUUAUUCUGUGUUGUCAAGAAAGGAUGAAGCUGCAUUUGGACAAGGCCAUUGCCCAACUGGCAGCCAACAGAGCUUCCCAGCACGAGCUGGAGAAGGACCUGAGUGACAAGCAGGCGGCUUGCCGCAUCGACGACAAAUGCCACCACCUGCGAAACACGUCGGACGGCGUCAGCUACUUCUGCGGAGUGGAGCGGGUGAAUGCCAUGGUCUCAGUGCCCGAGUCCUGGGCCAAAUUUACCCACGACAAUAUUCUUCGCUCCCAGAGCGAGCGAGCUGCCUCUGCGAAACUAAGAGACGACAUCCAGAACCUCCUGGUGGUGACAGCCAACGAGAUGUGGAAUCAGUUCAACAAAGUGAACCUGGCUUUCACCAGCCGCAUUGCUGAGACUGCAGAUGCUAAAAAUAAGAUUCAGAUUCACCUCGCAAAGACCCUGCAGGAGAUUUUCCAGACGGAGAUGACCAUCGAAUCCAUCAAGAAAGCCAUCGAGGACAAGUGCGCCUUCCUGAAGGUGGCUCAGACCAGGCUGGAUGAGCGUACGCGGAGGCCCAACAUAGAGCUCUGCAGAGACACGGCUCAGCUGCGCCUGGUUAACGAGGUGUACGAGGUGGACGACACCAUCCAGACCCUGCAGCAGCGCCUGAGGGACGCGCAGGACACCCUGCAGUCGCUGGUCCACACCAAGGCCACCCUGGAGCACGACCUGGCGGUCAAAGCCAACUCCCUGUACAUCGACCAGGAGAAGUGCAUGAGCAUGCGCAGGAGCUUCCCCAGCACCCGGCGGCUGGUGGGCUUCUGCUAGGGCCCCCUCCCCUGGACUAGGUGUGAUGCUCCCCAGGUAAGGCGGAACCAGGGCGCCGCGCGCUCACGCACUUACACGAGGGCCAAUCUAUAUUCACUUAUUAAAGGAUCGUAUUUAUAGACAUGUGCC
Messenger RNA from Aethalodelphis obliquidens (Pacific white-sided dolphin), 1702 nucleotides. RefSeq names its product tektin 3 (gene TEKT3). Gene Ontology annotation, cellular component: sperm flagellum; microtubule cytoskeleton; nucleus. The transcript is spliced from 8 exons. Gene Ontology annotation, biological process: cilium assembly; cilium movement involved in cell motility. The coding region runs from base 101 to 1573 and encodes 490 amino acids. The record is from RefSeq and is a predicted model, not a curated record. Lineage: Eukaryota; Metazoa; Chordata; Mammalia; Artiodactyla; Delphinidae.